This is a messenger RNA of Aethina tumida (small hive beetle), 5359 nucleotides long. RefSeq lists its product as uncharacterized. The coding region runs from base 374 to 5098 and encodes 1574 amino acids. The record is from RefSeq and is a predicted model, not a curated record. Lineage: Eukaryota; Metazoa; Arthropoda; Insecta; Coleoptera; Nitidulidae. The transcript is spliced from 3 exons. Gene Ontology annotation, molecular function: ADP binding; protein binding.
AUAUACAUUUGUUCCACUACUUCAAUAUACAUAUUGAAUUAGUCAUAUCAUUAUUUAUGCAUGCUUGGUUGUCUAACUCUGGUGUUUCAAAAUUGUUUGUUUAUAAUUUUUUAAUCCAUAUUAUUUUUUGUUACGACUUGUCUUAAAACUUUUAUUUCGAGUCAUAUCAGUUAAUGAUAACUUAUGAUGAACUAUUGAAGUAAAAUUGGUAACCAUGUAACAGGCAGGAAACUAUGAACUCAGUAACUAAUGCGCUGUGGUUGGUGUUGCGGUUAUGGAUUCUAUUUAUAAUUUUAUUUAUUUAGUUUUCUGAUGACAGCGGUUGCACUCGAUCAGUCAAAAAAGUAUGUUUUAAUAUUUUUAUGUCAAAAAGAUGAACAAAGAUUUAUCUGACCAUAUAAAGAUCCUUAUGUAUUUGUCAAUAUAUUCCACAAAUGCUACAGCUAUAACUACAUUUUCGAUUAAAGCAGAAAAGCCACAUUCAGGAAAAGAUGAUUACGAAAUUUAUUUCUACAUUCAUAGUGGUAACAUUAAAGAAUACUUUAUUUGGACAUACAGUCAGACCACUUCCACACAUUUAGCGUUUAAUAAUAUUGGCACUAAAAUAAUGAUCACCUCGCCACCGUGUUAUCAAAAAAAUUUAAAUCCCAACAACACUUCUGAACCGAAAUUCAUUACUAAUUUUAAUAAAUUUAAUAAAAAUAAAAUGCAGAUUAACAAUGUAAUAAUCAAUGAUGAGAUAAUCUAUUAUUUAACCAAGACUGUUAUGUCUGAAGACAUAAAGGAAUUAUUUCCUGUGGAUGUGCCUGACGAAAGCAUCGAAAACGUGUUAUCCUACUUACUCAAACACGGGCAAAAUGGCAUAAUUUUCACCAAAAAAGAGAUUGAAUGUGUUUUUCAACAUUUUGGUGUAAAGAUAGGAAUUAAAGCAAAUAAGGGUCCAGUACGAGGAUUUCAAUACGAAGAAAAGAUAUUUACUUUGGUUGCCCUUAGAUGUUGCUUCGAUACUGACAUCAAAUAUUUCGAAAUUAUGAGUAACGCACCCGCCUUCGGAGCUUUGGAUGAUAUGGUUUUAAAAAUUAUAUUUCCUAAUGGUGAAAAGCAUCUGGUUCUUGGACAAAUGAAACAUUCCAUCGUAGGAGAAAUCAAAAUUUCAGAUCAGUUCAGUAAGUAUACAGAGGCGUAUGAAAUGAUAAAACGAUUGAAUAUGGACAUGAAUGAAAUAUCUGUCGUAUUUAUUACUAACACUGACUUCCGUGUUCAAAGAGAGAAAAGUAAAUGUGGUAGCAGUAUAAUUACACGAUUAAUAAAUACUAGUGACGCACUUGAAGAUAAUAUUUAUACCAUAAAAGGUACAGAACACGAAAUGUUUUCAAAUAGUUUAUUUUUUGUAAACCAAGUAAAUAAUGAUGAUUUUCCCAUGAAAAUAUCAAGCAUUUUGAAUGAUUUAGAUAAUGAUAGAAUUUCACUGAUAUCAGAACUCUUAAAACAGGCCAGCCAUAAAGAUAUAUGGGUAAAUAGGGAUCACGUUAUUGCUAUUUUAGUGAAAGUUAUUUUGAAACCGUUCGAUUUAAACUUUAAUUGUAAUCAAUUUAAUUUUUCUCCAUCGAUUGAUGAGGUGAAUUUAGUUGUUAACACAUUUAAAAAAUAUUCUGUAUCAACCCUUCCAAACACAUAUUGUAAUUGCUUAAAAUUUUGUUUAGAAAAGUUUCUGUCGAAUAUUACAAAUUUGAACGAUUUUAUUAUUGACGAGAAUUUGAAAAAUCGUUUUGAAACAAUAAGUUCUUUGAUUCCGGACUUCUUGAACACUUUGGACAUUCUUGAGUUAAAUCUGACUCUUGACAUAAAUGACCUGGUGUAUAUGUUGUGUUUGAGAUAUGAAAUACCGUUAUUGGUACAUUACUCAAAAACAACAGCAAACUAUAUACUUUUUCUGUUAAGUAGGAAUUUAAUAAAACAGAGUAUUAUAUUGUUAACAUCGGAUAAUACUGAAGUACCUCAAUUAGAGAACCGCUUCUAUAAUAUAAGUAAUGAUGAUUUAGUUGCACAAAUCUUUACAAAUUUAAAAGUUAGCUUAAAUGCAAAAAAUAUGCUUAAUUUCUCUGAUUUACUUCAAAAUGAUAUGAUUGAAAAUAUUCUCAAAACAAUUUCUCCUAACGUUUUUUUAGAACUGCUUAAAGGUAUUAAUUUGAAUAAGCCAAUGGAAAUGAACAUUAAUUAUAUAGAGCGGUCUGUUAAACAACAGUUUGGCUAUAAAAAUGAAAGAGAACUACUCAGUGCUGAAGAGAAGGUUUUUAUUAUUUCUGGUAAUGCAGGGCUGGGAAAAACAACUUUAUUAAAAAAAAUUAGGAUUCUCAGCAGUCCCUUGGUUUGGUCACUAUAUAUAGAUUUAAAAUUGCAUUUCGAAGAAUUGAACAAAUUUUCUGGUAAAUAUUUAGAGCUCAUAAAUAUAGAGCAAAAAAUAAGAGAUCUAGAACAUAAAGAUACCGACACCUGUAAAGAAUUGAAAGAAUUGAAAUCAAAAAAAGAAGAUAUACAACAGACUUUUAUAAAAUAUUUAAUUGAAACUCAAACAAAUAUUGCAGACAGUCAGAUUAUCAAUUGUUUAAUCAAUUUGAUAAUUUUUUUGAAAAAUAGAGGCAUGGUGUUACUGUUAAUGGAUGGUUUUGAUGAAGUCGAUCUUAAAAUGGAUAUAGUUAAUCUUGUUUCGAAGCUUGAUAUCCGAAUAAUUAUAACGACAAGAAAUUAUAAGACCAUAAAGUUAGAAAAGAUAUUGGAUACCAAAGCUUGGGAGCUGACUAAAUUUAGCAAAGAAGAUAAAAUACACUAUUUAUCACUAGCUUAUUCUUCAACUGACAAAAAAACUUUGACUAAAGUCGUCGAAGAAUUGGAUACAAUGGUGAAUCCAGAUGUUAUGGGUAUUCCAUUACAACUGAAGAUGUUUACAGAAAUUUUUAAAACUUUAGAAGAUUAUGAGAAAGAAAAGGAGAAAAUAAGUGAACUUUAUUUAUUUAAUGAGUAUAUAAACAGACAUUUAGAAAAAUACAAGUCAAAUGUUUCAAAAUCUCAGUUGAAAAUGUUCGCAUGUAGAUUAUUAUUUACCGAUGACGUUUUGAAAGACGUAUUGACUAUUUACAUUGAAGACUUGCAAGACAUUAUUAAAGAAUAUAAAAUAGUAAACGAGAAAGAUUUUAUAUUAACUGGAAUAAGAAAUCAAGAUACAGUAGAAUUUACACAUGGAUCUUUCGCAGAAUUCUUAAGCGCUCAAUUAAUUGUGGAGAGAGUGGCAAAGUAUCUAGAUACUUGUAAAGAUAAAAGCAAAUAUAAUGAUUUUUUAAAAAUGUUACAUGAAAAUGGCAGUUAUAGGAAUGUUUUAAGGUAUUUAAAUCUGAUUUUGACUGAAGAAUUACCUCUACAUUAUGCCAUUGUAAACGGUAACAUAAACCAAAUUUUGAAAUUAAGAGAACAGAGGUACGCAAUAAAAAGAGAUAAAUUUGGCAGAACAGCCGCACAUCUUCUAUGUUUUCUUGGAAAACGGCAUAUAUUAGGUGGUGGGAGUGUUAAAAUAGUUAAUGAAUACACGUGCCCCGACCAGGAUACUUUGAAAUCAAUUAUAAGACUCAUUGCCUCUUUUAAGAUGUUCUGUGAACUUGAUUCAUUUGAAAAUAAGCCGUUCAAGUACUGCUUAUGGACCGCAUGUUACGAUAUUUUAGAUGAGAUCUGUGCAUAUUAUCAUGUUUCAAAUAUUCCUGAGACCGACUUCAAUAAAUACGUUGCAUAUUGCAUAAUACUAAAGGGAUAUAUUAACUUAUUUAUAGAUAAUGAAAUACCUUUAAAUUCAAUUUUGACAGAUUCAAGCACGUAUAAUCGUAUGGCUACUAAAAUGUCAAUCACACUAAACUGCAAAUACUGGGUGGAAAUGAUAUACUGCCACAUUAAUGUUGAUUAUGCUGAUUAUUUUUUAGAUUACAAGCCAGAUUUAUUAAAAUUAGUUGUGUUGGUAAAAAAUUAUACUUUAUUUGAUACGAUUUUGAAAAAGACAGAUACUAUCUUAUUUAAAGACUGUAAUCAAGCAAUAAGAAUUGCCCUAGCAAAUAAAAGUAGGAAUUUUGCUGAGCAUUUGAUAACUUUAACAGAUAAUAUUAAUGAUGUUGAUGUAGCAGGAGAUACAUUGGUUCACUUUGCUGUAAAGGUACAUUCUCCAUGUGAAACUAUAAAAUGUCUUAUUAAUGCAGGCAGUAACCUAGCACUAACAAACUGGAGAGGAGAUACAGCGAUAGACUCCACUACAAUAAUAUAUAAAACCAACUUCGAAAUCGUUGUGAAAAAUAUUCUUAGUGGCACAAAUUUUGUAUGGUUCCAAGUAAUAAAAAGGUGCAUCGAGCCACGCAUGAUUCAGACUCUGUCGGAAGUUGGAGUAGAUAUUGUAACACCUAAUGAAAUGGGUCGAACAUUGUUACACGAAUUAGUGCUUAAAAAAAAAGUGAAAUAUUUAGAACUUUAUACUAGUCUAGCCGAACUUGGCGUAGACAAGAAUGCUAAAGAUGUAGACGGUUCGACAGCGCUGCACCUUUUAAUUGAACAGCAUCAUCGCAAUAUAAAAAAAGAAAUAACAAAGUUAAUUAAAAUUGGAGUGAAUGUAAAUGAAGUUAACGGCAAAGGGUUGACCGCAUUAGACCUAGUGAAGACAGAAAGAUUCAAUGAAAAAAGCCUAAUUAAAUUGUUACAAGAUAACGGAGCAGAAUUUUCUUGCGAAAAUACGGAAACUCCCAAUAUUAGUAAAAAGAAUUUGAAGUUUUUAAAACAAAAUCUUUUGGAAAAAGCAGUUUUAGUUCAGAAUUUGCCGAAUUUGACAGUUCUGAGACUGAAAGCAUAUUUGGAAUUAAGUAUGAAAGAGAAUCCAGUACAAAUUGUAAAAAUCUUGGAGUUAAAAAAUUGCAAUCGUUUUUUAAUUGAAGUUGCUUUAAAAGCCGACGUGACUAAAAUAAUUAGAAAUGAAACUUUGAAAACGUUUGUUAACAUCGAAGAAUGCAAAAAACAUUUGAUAUUAAAAGAUUUAAAAUUUGUUUAUGAAGAACUUUCAAAAUCUAGUCAAUAAUAAAAUAUUUUAAUCAAUGGACGUCGUAAUGGAAAUUGUGUCCAAUGUGGUCUCAGAGAGGAAUAUAAAAAUUAAAUAAUUUUAAAUUUAUUAUAUUUAAAAUACGUUUACUAACAUACUAAUACUAAUUAUUAUAAUACAUUGUUAUAUUAGUUAUUCUUAUUAUGUAAUAUUUUUAUUUAUAAAAAUAAAUUAAACGUUUAUAUUUUUUAUAUAUGUAUGUAUAUAUUAGUAGUGAAAAUAAAAAAAUUUAAAAAUGUA